AUGUGGCUAGAACCUCGACAGGGAAGAGAGAGAGCCAGUUCUUCGUUAGAGGACGAGUUCGCCGAGAAAGAAAGAUCCAGAUACACCUUUGCUGACAGGUACAGAGAGAGAGAAAGCGUGAGAGAGGAAGAGCAGGAGAGAUACGCGGACAGACAGAGCGGAGAGAGAGAGAAAGACAGGAAAAGGCCAGAAGAUUGGUACAGGGAACGAGAGAGAGCGGGAGAGUUCGUGUGGGACGAAAAGAAAGAGAGGGAGAACGAGAGAAGAAGAGGUGUGGGAAGAAAAGACAACAGCGCAGAGAGGGGGUCUGACGCAGAAUACGGGAACGAACCAAACUGGCAGGGGGACAGAGAGGGACAGACGGAACGAGAGAACGCGACAGAUAACACGGAGGAGAGUGACAGAGAGGAAGAGGAGGGAGAAGGAGGUUACGGCAGAUAUGAAGAAAGCGAGGACGGAAGCGAGGACGUUUGGGAGGGGGAGGGCGAGAGGGAGAGGGCGGCCGCGACGGACGACGGGUUCGUCACCGUCUCCAGCGGAGGGGAGGGCGAAGAUGAAUACGAGGAGAAGUUUGAGGACUGUGCAGAAUUCUGGGAUACCGGGGUUACCGCAGGACAGACGCACAGAGCCAAUGAGACGCAGGGCGAACCGGAGGGAGAGGGGGAAACGAAACAGGGGACGGAAGAAGAGAAAGCGGACGAAACCGUCACCGUCUUCUGCCUGAUUGGUCAGACUAAUCUCACAGAUCGCAUGACAGAGGGAGAGGCCAAUCAGCAUUCGGGUCUUGACAACAAUGCUGCGAAUGCUGACCAAGAAAUAGAACUAAAUGCAGAAAAACACCCAGGGAAUGAUUCUGAAAAAGACAGAGACAACAGUAGCCAGGGCACAGAGGAAAAGAGAGAGGGAAGGAGUGGUGCCACUUCCACGUCUAUGGAGGAAACGAAAGAGAAAGACUAUAACCCAAAAGAACAAGAGACGCAAGCUUAUGAGGAUAUGACCCCGUCGGAGAAUCCAAAGGCGUCAGCCAACGAGAGGACAGGGACAGAGUCUGAGCUCCACCCGCCGGAGCACCCCGAGGGACCGGAGGACUGUGGGCGUGAUGUCGAGGACGAAAAAACGACGGCUCAGGCGGUUCGUUCCGAGCAAAGGGAGGACGGCGAAGGAAGGAUGGAGGAACAUUUUCAGGUGGAGGAAACGUGGACCACGGCAGAAGAAAGGAAACGCCAGUCCGGCCCCCCUCACCUGAAAUGGGCCAAAAACGUCAUCCGAGAGUACCUGGGGUCCUCCGAGGAGGGCGUCCUCGCCGUACCGGAAUCAGCGGACCCUCCGACGGACGUCCCUCCCGGCCAAUCACAAGCCGAGGCGAAGGAGGAAGGGGCAGAGACGCCCAUCUACGCCGCCGUUGACAAAACUGCCAAGCACAAGAGGCGGGUGGACUCAGAUCCGUUGCCGGGGGUGACCGAGAAGGAGAAAGGUAACCAGGAACACACUCACCUUGACACACAUCUGCAGACAGAGAGUGAGAGAGAGGCAGAUGGAGAGGCGCUACUCAUUCCAGGAGAGGGAGAGCCAGAAAUGGAGGAGGACUUGGAGGAUUACAGGGGAGGGAUGGAGGGAGAAACAGACGAGGAGUGGGAUUCGGACAAGGUGGCCCUUUUUAAACACGACAAGCAGUAUCUCAGCUCAGACCAGCUAACGCACUCCUCAGAGGGCGAGUCAGAGAAAGAGGGAGGGAAAAAGGAGAAAAAAGAAAAGAAGAAAAAGGGGGGAUGGAGCAUAAUCAGUUCUAACAGUUUCCGGGAUUUGGGGAGUGAGGCGAGGACAAGGAGAAAGGGCUUCCGAAAAACCACGGAGAGGAAAAGAGAAGAGGAGGAAAGUGGAGAAGGAGUUGGGAGGGAUCGCAGGCCCAUAGUGCUCAACACAUCAGAGGACGACGAUGAGGACCAUUUGAGGUUCAGCUGGGGAGAGGUAGACAUAAGGAACGUGACAGACACGCUUGGGAAGAUGAGAAAGAGGAACUCGAAAUUCUACAAUGCACAGUUAUACCAACAGUACAGCGAAGUGGUUCAGAACAGGGAGAUCCUGCGACAGUCGCGCUCCGACGCCAUCUCCAUGGCCGGGGACGUCCCGGCGGUGGCGCCGCCGCCGCCCUCCUCUCCGGCGCCCUCCUCCUCUCCUCCUCCCGCGUGCCGCCCCCUGCCCCCGAUUCCACAUGUGCCCCAUCCCCACUCCCUGAGCCACUCCAACUCCUUCUCCAGCGUGUCCAGCCUUCCCGUGCCGACGUCGGCCGGUCAGGGGGGCUCGAGGCCGCCCUCCCCCCGCUUGUCCGUUUCGUCGCUGUCGCAGUCUCCCACGCUGUGGCAGGAUCUGCCAGGCGUGAGGAACACCCCGGAACUCGCCGCGCUCACCGAGGAUGAGAGGCGCUUGCAAGAGGUGCGGUUUGAAAUGGUGACAUCAGAGGCAUCGUACUGUCGUAGUUUGGACAUUGUGGUGGAACAUUUCGUCAAGUCGAAACCGCUGAACUCACUCCUGGGCAGCCAAGACAGAAACUGGCUCUUCUCCAGACUGGGAGAUGUCCGAGCCAUCAGUCACAGAUUCUUGGCCAAAUUGGAGGAGAAGGUGGAGAAUGACGUCAUGGGUUUCACCGUGUGUGACGUCAUCAUCGAACACAGCCAAAGGUUCCGAAUGGUCUACGUGCCCUAUCUCACCAACCAGUCAUAUCAGGACAAGACCUAUCAGAGAUUAAUGGACGAGAACGCUGGUUUCCGUCGCGUCGUGGAGAAGUUGGAGCGUAGUCCUCUGUGUCAGAGGCUUCCGUUACGUUCUUUCCUCAUCCUUCCCUUCCAGAGGAUUACACGUCUUAAACUCCUAGUGCAGAACAUCGCGAAGAGAACAGCUCCAAAGACUAAGGACGAAUCGCAGGCCAUCAAAGCCAUGAAGUUACUGGAGAAGAUAAUUCAGGACGGCAACGACAGCAUUAAUCAGAUGAAAAGCAUCGAAUCUCUGGUGUCUCUUAGCGCCAAAGUGGACUUUGAGUGUAAGACUUUACCGCUGAUCAGCCAGUCCCGUAGACUGGUGAGAGAGGGACCCGUGACAGAACUGAGAGAUUUUUCCGCGAAGGAAAAGGAGAGAAGCGCCUACUUGCACCUCUUCAACGAUUACAUGCUCCUCUCCCUCUGCAAAGAAGGAGGCAGGUUUACGGUCAUCGACCACGCUCCCGUCUCUGAUCUUCGGGCUGAAAACUGCCGCGUGAAGCUUCACUCUCUGCAGAAGAACCUCUUCGUCCUGUACAUGGGCAACAAGUCACUGCUGGUCAGGGCAGACACACAGAGCGAUAAACUCCGCUGGAUCUCAGCCCUCUCGCGUCCUCAUCCUGAGAUUGACUUCACUGCCGCUCAGGACUUCGCACAGAUGCAGUGUAUCAGAGCUUUUGUUGCCCAGCAACCGGACGAGCUCACGCUGGAGAAAGCCGACGUGUUACUGGUGCAUCAGCAGAGCAGCGACGGCUGGGUUGAAGGGACACGUCUGUCGGACCGACAACGCGGAUGGGCGCCAGAAUCUCACCUGGAGAUCAUCUCAAGUCAGAGGGCCCGCAAACGGAACCUGCAAGACGCGCUCAAGAUCUCCAACGCCACGGCGGCGGUGUGACAUCAGAAUACGACGACAUACACGUCACAACUCACCAAAGCGGUCUGUCGCGUUUUAAAGACGAGACCGGCUCUACGAUGCUUCGUCCAAAGAGGCGACGCGGUUAAAAGGAGAUGGACGUUCUGGUAACCUCGACAAAAUUCAAAAUGGAACCAAAGUUUC
Chanos chanos (milkfish) is the source of this 3810-nucleotide messenger RNA. It is a transcript of the gene arhgef5, whose product is annotated as Rho guanine nucleotide exchange factor (GEF) 5. Gene Ontology annotation, biological process: intracellular signal transduction; activation of GTPase activity. The transcript is spliced from 14 exons. Gene Ontology annotation, cellular component: cytoplasm; nucleus. The record is from RefSeq and is a predicted model, not a curated record. Gene Ontology annotation, molecular function: protein binding; guanyl-nucleotide exchange factor activity. The coding region runs from base 1 to 3648 and encodes 1215 amino acids. Lineage: Eukaryota; Metazoa; Chordata; Actinopteri; Gonorynchiformes; Chanidae.